This is a messenger RNA of Dichomitus squalens LYAD-421 SS1, 772 nucleotides long. Its product is annotated as HET-domain-containing protein. The annotation marks the transcript as partial. The record is from RefSeq and is a predicted model, not a curated record. NCBI's taxonomy places the organism in Eukaryota, Fungi, Basidiomycota, Agaricomycetes, Polyporales, Polyporaceae. The transcript is spliced from 2 exons.
AUGAAACCCUCGGUGCCUUCAAGGCCACGACGACACAACCAUGCGUCUUCUCAAUACCGAGACUGGGCAGUUUGAGGAACGCGAUCCUGAGAGCACCAAAUACGCCAUCCUGUCGCACACAUGGGAUGCGGUCGAGCAGACGUACGAAGAAGUCCGAGAACUCCAGCGACCGUACGCCAGCAACGGUCUCUCGGCGAAGGUCCGGGACGCGUGCACCGCCGCGCGCGAGGCGGGCUACCGGUACAUCUGGAUCGACUCAUGCUGCAUCGACAAGACGAGCAGCUCGGAGCUCUCUGAAGCCAUCAACUCGAUGUACAAGUGGUACGCCCUCUCAGCGGCGUGCUACGCCUACCUCGCCGACGUACCCUUCGACGAGGACCAUCGCGCGAGCAGGUCCUCCUUCCGCAGGAGCCGGUGGUUUGAGCGCGGCUGGACGCUCCAAGAGCUAAUCGCGCCCCUCGAGGUCAUCUUCCUCUCCCAGGACUGGAAGGUCAUUGGGUCGAAGCACACGCUCGUCGACCUCGUCUGGGACGUCACGGGCAUCCCCGAGGAGGCUCUGCUACACAUGGAAUCGCUCGACGCGUUCAGCGUAGCGCAGCGGCUUUCGUGGGCCGCCUCGCGCCAGACGACGAGGGAGGAGGACCACGCGUACUCGCUGCUCGGGAUCUUCGACAUUAACAUGCCGACCCUCUACGGCGAGGGCAAACGCGCUUUCCGGCGGCUGCAGGAGGAGAUCGUGCGUCGGGUGCCGGACCAGAGCCUCUUCGCGUGG